ACGAAUUGCUCACUUUCCUCUUGAAUCGAACAGUACAGCAAGUUCGAAGGGCCCAAAGCUCUUCGUAAGCGACGCUUCAAUAUCUUUUCAUCAUUCACGUGAGUACCUCAGCAUGUGAACUUUUCAAAAUUAAGCCUCAAAUCCACACAGACCACCCCACUCCUCUCGUACAUCCUAUCUCACUUCCUUUUUUCUCACAUACUAUACAAUGAUCUUUUCAUGGAGCUCUGUCAUCUUUUCUCUGACCAUUUCACAUCUCGUCAUCGCCAACCUAUUCAAUACUCAACGCAAAUCAACCGUUUUCGUCGACAAAUCUGAGCUGCUGGCAGCCUUUUUUGACACCUCCACUUCGCCGUAUAAUCUAGUCACUUGCCCUUUUAAAUUCGGAAAAACCACCAAUCUCGACAUGAUAGCUUUAUUCUCAGACGUCGAAGUGGAUAAAACUCGUAAACCAAAACGUCAAAACGAUACUUACGCUUAUAGCAUCUUCAGCACGAUGAAAAUAUCUCGUCAUCGUUCCAUAAUGCGAGAUCAUCUGGCUCGACACCCGGUCAUCCACUUAUCGUUUCCCGAGAAUUUGCAAGUAUCGCCAAAAACCGCUAUAGGAGCCGAGUUGAAGAAAUCGAUGCAAAAAUACCGUUGGUUGAUCAAUUUACCAGCUUCGAAGUUAGGUUCGGUUGAUCCGGAAGAUAUAGAUUACCUGAAACAGUUACAAAGCGAAGAUGCGUCAAAGUUGAGGAUAACGGAGGCCAUCUUGAGGAUUUCCAGAGUACUGUAUACUUACUUUAAUCAAUCCAGUGUGGUCUUGUUGAUCGAUAACUACGAUAAUACGUCUUGUAGAUCGUUCGUCAACGAAGCAGAUCCCAGAUACACGUUGGAGUAUUAUAAAUAUCUGAAUAAAAUGAUCUCCAGAGCUUUGGUCAAUGGUACCGAAUACGUUGGUCGAGCUUUGAUCACAGGGCUGACCAGUUUACCGUUCAGUUUACCUUACUGCGAUUUGAGUAUGAUUCAGCAUCGGGUUUUCUUGGAAAACCAUCCGUUUGCUGGACACUACGGUUACCUGGAACAAGAAGCAGACGAAUUAAUGGUCAAGUUCACCAUGUCGGAGGAAAUGCGCUCGAAUCUGCUGAACUUUUAUCGAGGAUAUCGCGUACAAGGGACUAAUUUACACGUCUACAAUCCGAAUACCAUUUACCAGUAUCAUUUGCAUAGGCAAAGGCUGAAACAAGACUACAGAGAAUCGCUCAAACCUCAUACAGAUCCUAUCAAAGAAUUCGACGUGCUAAUUCAUUUCUAUCACGUGAUCAAGUUUCGCGAACAAAUCCUCUUAUUGAGUAUCAACGGUCGUAUAAAUUUACCUUACGAUAUAACUCGUUACCAAACCGGCGCUUUAGAGGAAGUGGGGGGAUUAAAGUUACGUAAAUAUUACGACAGCUCCGACCAAUACACUCGUACCUUGCUGACGUUAUUUUACGAGAUGGGAUAUUUCAAGAGGGCAGACGAUAACGAUACUUCUUCGUACGGAUACGUUUGGGCCAACAACGAACCUAGAAUAUGUAUUCUUCACCAGCUGAUUCAACGAUUCGAACACUUUUCCCAAUUUUCAAUCAUUGCCAACGUUAUUCUCGAUAUCAUAUCGAGUAAACCGGAGACCUCCAAUCUCACCUGCCAAUCGGAAUACCUUCGAUCCAAUGCCUCCAGGUUACAUAACGGUAUUAGAAGAGUAACUGACUCGCAAACAGCUCAGAUUCAGUUUCAAGCCAUGAUUUACCAUUCGCUGGGUCGAAGGGUUAAUACACAACAUAGUCGACAUGUGCGUAUAAUCGACAAAGUACCAUUGGAAAAUCGUACUUCCCUCACUCCAUACGAUAUGUAUUUAAUAUCACCUCGUAGCAAGAAAAUUAACGGAGUAAUUGUGGCCAGAUUUGAGAGCACGGUCGAGGAAGCUUUGAAAGAUGCCCUGAAAAUAAAGUUCCCAGCGAAUCAGACUGCUAAUAGUGUGAAAUAUAUUGCGAUGAAUGUUAUUGAGGCGAAUCAACCAGAGCAAGUUGACGCAUUAAUCCAUAUCGAAUGGAAUUCUCCUCAGAGAUAGCGAAGCAUACAAAGGGAUCCCAUAGUGGGUUCUGGGAGCUGUGAUUAUCGAAACGAUCAACAAUACUGAUAUCAUACGAGUCAUUUUGAAUGUACUUAAAUCCAAGUAAGGUUUAGUUUUGGUCUCGAUUUUAUUUAUUUUGACCCAAUUUUUUCUCCUAGAAAAAAUCUUCUCUCACUCAGAAUCAAAACUGGAAACGUUCUCAACCUUCAGACUGAAAUUUUUGAAAAGGUAUUACAUACACAAAUAUGUACUCCAAACUAAAUUAGUCGCUCGAGUUUACUUUUUAUUUUUUUUUCAAUUAAUGAUCUUCAAAAAAAAAAAGAAACAGAAAAGAAAAAAACACAUUUUUUUACACGUUUCAACCUUUGUAUCGAAAUUCGAUUUUUUCAAGCCAUUCUGAGUCUCCAAAAAUAAAUUCAAUUUUUUCCAGGUUUUUGAAUUUUGUUUGUUUAAAAACAGUUUGGGCACCAAAUAGGUACCUAGGGUAGGUACUUGAGAUUGAAUAUUCUGCCCAAGUUGAAUUUAAAUUAUUUUAGAGCAUCAGGCAUGAUUCAAGAAACUAGUAAAUAAAUGGGACUAUUUCUUGGUAUGUAUUUCAAUUUCAGUCCUAGUAUUCUGAACUUCUUUUCAAUAUUGAUAAAACAUUUUUAAAAUCAAGAAGGGUGCAUUUAAAAAACAUCAAAAAGUGAAAAAAUCGAGUUGGAAAGCCGAAAUUAGAACUGGAGCAGACAGUUCGGAACUGUUCUAAAGCCUUCUGUGGAUUUUUGGAUUUUCCUGCAGCUUUGAAAAAAUUGACAUUGGCUACAAACCGCCAAAAUACGGGAAUAUUACACCUCCCAAAAUUAUAAACUAAAACACAUCACCUUUGUGACUCUAUAAGGUCAAUUUUUGCAUUAAUUUUCAAAAUCUAUUUCUGUCGAUUUGAAUCCCAAUUUUCCUGUAUACCUCACUUACUUUUGAAAUUCAUUUUUCGAUUUUUUUGACGAAUUUUUAAAAAAUGAAAUUUAAACCAUUUUUCAUGGAAAAAAAAUCAAAAUUUGAUAAAAUUGACACAAAGUGCUGAAAUUUGGUCUGUACCCCAUUUUUUGCUUUCAAAAUCGAUUGCCGGUGAUCGCGAAACGUUCUGGAGACUCCUGAGGAUUUUUUUAUUUUCCAGUUUAAAGAAAAUUAUCACAAAAGAAGCCAAAAUUGAAAUAAUUCAGGUCCUAUGAACCGAAUUCACUGUCUUUGUGGCUCUUUCCACCGACCGAUUUAGGCACAAUAUUCAGACAUCGCUGAAAAUAAGGUAGAAAUUUAAUUUUGACAUCAAUUUGAUUUUCUGAAUUUUUCAUCCAAAAUGAGUGAAAUUUUCAUUUUUAAAAAUUCACCAAACUGGGAACUCGUUUCUUUAUCCAGCCUAAAAAGACCUUAAUUAGUCGAUACUCAAUUUGAUCAUAGAUUUUUAAAAAAUUUGAAAAAGAACUCACCAGGUAAUUUCUGAAAUUUUUAUUCAAAUUGAAGCACGAAGGCUUUUAGAUAAUAUCAAUCUGACUUUGAAGAAAUUAGUGGAAAAAAUAAAUAAAUUCCUGCAAUUAUAGCCUGAUUUUUGAAAACGAAAAAAUUAAUCAGUUGACUUUCUGACAUUAUGCCAGGUUUUCAAAAAUUUGAAAGUAAAUCGAUCGACUUUUAGAUAUGCAAUAUCAUGACAGACAUUUGAAAACAAUAAAAAAAGUUGUUGAUUUGCUGACAUUUAUAUCAGACUUCGGAAGGGGCCCGAUCAAUGAAAUUAUAACCAUAUCAAACUUUCAAAAAUGACUUUCUUAUAUAUUAUGUAAGUCAGAUUAUUUUUUCCAAUUUGGAAUUCUAAACAUUGAGUCUUAACUGGAGCAAAAACAUAUUAUCCAUGAUUUAAAACUUUCUUUGGAGACUUUACACCCAUUUUUUCGACCGGAAGUCUGUCCAAAAUUUUCAAGAGCCUUUUGAAAACUUUGGAAAAAAGUGCAAUUUUUGGUAUUUUGAUAUUGUAUUAGAAUUGAUUAACUUCGAAAAUUUGUGUAGAUAUCAAUUUGUGAACUUUUUGAAAAUUUGGAAAAAAAUUAUUGUUGAAUUAUUUUGUCCAAUAUUUAAAAACAUGAAAAAAAUUCCAAUAAACUCUAAUAGAUUAGAAAAAAUGAUCGAUUUUCGAUAUUUCGAUAUACUUAUGCAAGUCGACUCUUAUAAUAUUACACUUAGGUACGUACGUACAUACAAACUUGAAAAAAAAAUUCUGAAAUUUCUAUUUACUUCGAAGUGGAUUUCUAGAUAUCAAGUCUGACUUUCAAGAACCCGAAUAAAAUAAAAAAAAAUUCGAAAAAUAAUGCCAAAGUUUCAAAAUUGACUUUCUAAUGUAAUAAGUAGGGACGCAUCUUGUUGGACUUUUCGGUUUUAUUGGAAUUCUAAGCAUUCAAGUCAACUUGAGCAAAAAACAUUAUCCAUAAUUUUAAACUUUCUUUGGAGAGGAGACUUUACCUUCAUUUCAUAUUGAUUUUUUUUGCAAUCAAUGGAUCGAUUGAUCCGAAACUUGGUAUAGAAGCGGAAAAUUUACUCAAAAGUCAAAAUCGUUCCACCCUAACAAAGAUGCCUGAGAGUGACAACUUUCAAUUUUUCAAUUUUUUUUUUCUAUCAUCUCAACAAAAACCUUGAAUCAUUAUGAUGACGCGAUGAAGGCUCAAAACUCGGGGAAAAAUUUCAAAAACAGUAAUACCUACUUAUAAGUAAAACAAAAUCAGCUGGGUAAUCAUUUUCAAACAAAAUCGAUUCGAGCUCCCUCCCCAUCAUCUCUAUGGUACAAUAAUCGAAACAAAUUCAGCCUACAGGACUGUAAAAAUGAGCUCUCUUUUGCAUUCAGAAUCUCGAAAAUGUUUGGAAGAAGGGAGCUUUUAACAUAGGUAGUUGUAUUUAAAAUACAUGGAAUGAUCCAAAACAUUAUUAUUGACGAUUUAUAUAACUUUCAAAAAUGGUUUUGAUUUUGACGAAAAUUUAAAGAGGUCAUCGGGAUGCUCUCUAUGUUAAAAGUUAUCAGAACUCAAAAUUAUGACUGUAGGUAUCUUUGAAUUCAAAUUUCGAAUUUGAUCAUUCCAAGUGGAAAAUGAACCUUCAGCUUUUGAUUACUUUUCAAAGCUGCGAAAGAGAGUUUAAGGUCAAAAAAUACAUAUUAACGAAAUCGAAAAAAAAAACAGGUAAUUAAAAAUUAUUGUAUGUAUUAGGUACCUACGAUUUAGUCAAACUGACGUGAUAUGGUAAGUAUACUAAGUAGGUAUGUAAGUAUGAUCCAUGCGUAAAAGUUACCCAUUAUUUCAAAAAUCAAGGAGCUGUGUGAUAUAGAAUUAAAUUUGAGAACCUCGUAAGUCUUAAGUAAGGUACAAUAUUUAUGUAUUAAUUUACUUCCUAAUCAAGUUGUAUAAAAUGUAAAUAAUCAUGUACAGAUUACAGAUUACUUACCUCUUGUUUUUCAUAA
Molecule: messenger RNA, 5570 nt
Organism: Planococcus citri (citrus mealybug)
Lineage: Eukaryota; Metazoa; Arthropoda; Insecta; Hemiptera; Pseudococcidae
Exons: 1
Coding region: 209-2092 (627 amino acids)
Source: RefSeq, a predicted model, not a curated record